AUGCACGAGCGUGGAUGGGUUCGCAAUGAUUGCUUGUUUGCCGCCUUCUUCCCCACCGUUUGUCACUUCCCUGGGUCUUUCCUGGCUUCCCUCAGUUUCGUCCCUCGCUCCGCUGUCAAGUUGGAGGAGUAUCGAGGGCAGUAUCGCCCGGCGGCAGCUGGGGAUUGGCAGUGUCUGGAAGAAGCUCUCCUCCCCGCAAUUUUCACCCUGGAAUUGUACCUCAGGAACAUCCCGGACUGCGCCGAAUCCACGCUUGCCAAACGCAUCCCUUCGCUCGCUGAACCAAAUUCGUUCAAUUACCAUCUUUUUGUCGACGACGCGCGUGCGUGCGAUGCCGCUUGGUGUGCAAGGUUGUCGCUUUUACAACACGCUACGAAGCUGGCAUAUCUAGCGGUGUUGGUCAAUAACCUCAACAAGUCUAAUGAGGCCUGGCGGGGUGUACUUAUGAGUGGUGGCACAUGUGCAGCCUUCAUCGAUCGACUGAGCCAAUCGUGGAUCAUCGAGAAUCACUUCAAAUCAUCACGAGUGGGAUUUCUCAUGCGUCCCAAUUGGGAGUUACGCGAGCAUCUCGAUUUCUUCGUCAACUCUAACGUCCCCAUAUACAUCCACUGGGGUACGCCCGACAACGUCAUGUCGUUACCGUCUGGGAUGAACCCUGCUCUCCGUCCAACAGAGCAACAAGUAUGGGACGCAUUUGAUAUCGGCAACCAUCAGCUUUCUUGGCGCUCUACUCCCUCCAGUUGGCGCCCCGCACCCCCUGCCCGCAAUCUCAAGGGCACGCCUGCGUACGGGAGCGAUGGCUAUCUGACGUCGCCGUGGAUGGGGCACUGCAUGGAUGAACCCUCCAGAUGGGUUAGUCCCUCGGGAUGGCCCAUCGACAACACGGAUUGGCUUGCAUCUGCUCCGUCGCCGUCACAACCUGUUCAAUCCCAACCUGCGUCACCCUCAGUUCUGAUGGUCCCGUCCGCUACAGGAUUUGGCAUACAACCCGUCGUCGUCCCUCCCCAUAUUUCUGGGAACGUGAAGCCUCUAGACACGGCCGCCAAUUACGAAAAGAAGAACUACAAAGCUGGCCAGGUUGUUCCUCGCAUCCCACCCUGGCGCAAAGGAGAAAGUUUUAUUGCAUUCCAUACCCGUCGCCGUGAUUAUCACAAAUUUUACAUCGAACAUCUGGAAGUUGCAGCACUGAAACAGUCGCGGCUGAGCAGGGAGAGAUAUGCGAGCACAUUUCCUCAGCCGUCGCCACACGGCAGUGCUGUUUUCUAUGUUUGGGAGGAGGAUCCGGAAACGGGUGCGUUUGCGAGGAGAAGGGUCACGAAUGAGAGGCGUGAACAAUUAUGGGAAGAUUAUGCCCCUCGGAAAUGCAAAUAUGACUCCGUUUUGGAUGAACGGGAUCUCAGCGAACUGUUCGUUGACCCUUAUGUCGAGCGCUCUCGGCCUGGUCGUGACCCAUAUGCCGACUCCGACAAUGAAUACGAGGAUGCCGUCUCCCUUCCUGGCGAUGAUGAUGACUUCACAUCUGCUUUAUAUCGUGAUUGCGACUUCGACCCACCAUUGCCCCCAUAUCGAUCGUCACCGGAGCUUGUGCCUACCUUGCAGCUUUCCGCGGUGCCAGCUCUUCCAGGUCCGUCGCCGCCGUCAGCGUCCCCCUCGAUAACGUCGUCAACACAGUCUACAUUACCCUCCGCCACGUCAAUAUCUCUGUGGCUUUCCGUGACGUCGUCAGAUGUGCCUUCGUCCUCGACGUGGUCCAAUCUUUCGUCUGCCUCUGCAGCAUUAUCUUUGAUCGCUCCAGGCUCCUGGUCCACGGCUACAAUAUCAUUACCUUCAGACAUGGAUGUGGACGAACUUGACUCCCUUUCAGGCACACGCGACACGUCGUCGAGCGCAGUUUUGAUGGAUAUAGACAUGAAGGCCGCAUCGGAGCAUACCGUUGCCCCCGUCCCCGCCCCCGUCCCCGUGCCUGCCCCAACGCCUGCCCCCGCACCUACAAGCCGUCAGAUCGCUGCAUCAUCGACUGUGGUGUCGAUGCACGUAGACGCCAAGGCCGCAUCGGAGCACACCGUUGCCCCGACGCCCACUACCGUCCCCGUGCCUGCCCCGACGCCCGCUACCGUCCCCGUGCCUGCCCCGACGCCCGCCACCGUCCCCGCGCCUGCCUCGACGCCCGCCCCCACACUUACAAGUGAUCAGGUUGCUACGUCAUUGAAUGUGGUUUCGAUGAACGUGGAUGGAGUUGGUGCGGUCUCUGCGCCCGCCCCAAUCCCUGUUCCUCGUAUGCGUGCCAUCAACAGGUAUCCUAAUGACCUGGGGCUUCCGACUCAAUCACCUGUCGACCUUCUGAGAGAUCAUUUCCGUUUGGAAGUCAACCCCGGCCCCAUCGACAUCGACAUCGACUCUACGCUCGACGUCAAGGACCUCUCAGAGGUUUAUAAAGUCCUUGGAUAUUUCUUCCCUCUUGGGCAAGGCGAUCUUCAUUCUGUGGCAGGGCUGCCAUCGCAGACAGCGUCAGAAGCUGUUGGGUUCGUGCGGUCAAUCGUACAAGCGCAUCACAUCAAGGCCCCGUUGAAUGGUCCUAAGUACCCUCCGCCGAAGGCGUGGUUAUACCGCAGGGACUCAGUAGGAUGA
This is a messenger RNA of Punctularia strigosozonata HHB-11173 SS5, 2628 nucleotides long. RefSeq lists its product as uncharacterized. The record is from RefSeq and is a predicted model, not a curated record. The transcript is spliced from 2 exons. The coding region runs from base 1 to 2628 and encodes 875 amino acids. NCBI's taxonomy places the organism in Eukaryota, Fungi, Basidiomycota, Agaricomycetes, Corticiales, Punctulariaceae.